Trypanosoma cruzi is the source of this 141-nucleotide messenger RNA. Its product is annotated as surface protease GP63, putative. The record is from RefSeq and is a predicted model, not a curated record. Lineage: Eukaryota; Euglenozoa; Kinetoplastea; Trypanosomatida; Trypanosomatidae. The transcript has a single exon. The annotation marks the transcript as partial.
AUGGAGUCGAUGCGCACGCGGUGUGUAUGGCCGCCUCUGUGGUCUCCUGUUACUCCGCUGCGUGUGCCGCAUCCUGACGCACCACUGGCAAUAAAUUGUUUUAUUUCUUUUCUUUCUCUUUUUCCUUUGUCUCCCGCCUCC